UCCCUGGGGAAGGUAUAUAAAGGAUAUGCACAUUACCAUUCUUCAGUUCAUAUCUCAAGAUUGUUCUAGAUUUCACCGCAAGGUUUCCAAGUUUGUUCCGCAAGGUUUCAUCCAAGUUUGUUCUGCAAAGUUCGACCUACUCUCUCACUCAGUUCUCUGAUUCGUUACCAGCUAUAUCUCAUCAAUUCAACCAGCUCUAUCUAUCUCAACUCAACCCGACUCAUCACUCACCACUCACUCACCACUCGAUCUACUGCGUCCUGAUGGCGGCUCGGCGAGGGGCUGUGUUGCCACCACCACUGUGUCUGCCACGGCAGCAGUUGACAUACGACCGCCACAACAACCCAAUUCUCACCAAGAAGAUGGUAGUGGCUGUCCUGCAGUGUUCCAAGCGCCGUCAGAUUAAUGCUAAACUGUACUGUCUGCAGUGUUACAUGAAUGCGGCAGGACGAGUUAACAUGGUGUUCUCUUGGAAGGGGGAGGACGUCCCUGUAUGGGAUUACAAGGAUCACUGCGCCCGAGAAGCUUCUCGGUACAUGAAGCAUAUUCAAGACGACCAUCGCCCACUUCGCCCCAAUCCACUGAACGUGAAGUUCCUCGCCUGGCAACUGCGGGACUUAGGUUUCUGUCGGUGGAACAGGAAUCGGGUAUUCCCUCUUAUUCCCCCCAUUCCUCCCAUCGGCCCAGUUAUUGGUGCUGUAGGUCCACCAGGGGUACCAGGGGUACAGGGCAUACAAGGCUUACCAGGGGCGCAAGGCUUACCAGGGGCGCAAGGUUUACCUGGGGCACAAGGCAUACCUGGGGCGCAAGGCUUACCAGGGGCGCAGGGCUUACCAGGGGCGCAGGGUUUACAAGGCCCACCCGGGGCAAGGGGUAUCCAAGGUCCACCUGGAGCCGGAGGUGGAGGAGGUUCAGGAGGAGGAGGAGGACGGGGUCCACCGGGCCCCCCAGGUGAUGACGGGGCACGUGGUCCCAGAGGCGCUCCAGGAAUACCUGGAGUGAAUGGAGGGAUGGGACGUGCGUGCACUGUGGCAGGGCCACGAGGCCAAAAAGGGCCACGAGGGUACAACGGUCCCAGAGGUCCGCUAGGGCCUAUGGGGUACACUGGUUUAACCGGGGAUACUGGGGCAACAGGGCCAAUGGGGGCAACAGGAGCAACAGGGCCCCCAGGGACAAGAGGACUCCAAGGGCGAAGAGGACCACCUGGUGCAGAUGGCCCAUAUGGACCAACUGGAGCUACGGGACAAAAAGGUGACAGGGGGAAGCUCGGUGCCAAGGGUGAUAGAGGUCUAGAUGGUCCAAGAGGGAUGAGAGGAGAGAAAGGAGAAGAUGGAGACGGCGAAGAUUCCAAGCAAAAGAUAUAUCUGUUGACUGUGGUGGUGAGGGAGUUAAUGAAGACUCAACCGCUGCCUUUGUCAGAUACCCUGACUAAUGCCUUGGUCGCUCUAGGAGUUAUGGACGACCAGGGAGAUAGGCAGCAAAAACAAACUGCCCCUCUCCGUCGAUCCGUGGUGUCGGGAUCCUACCCACCUCGGUCGGCGGGUGGGGGUACAAGUCGGGAUGGAGGUGGUGUUAGCGGGGGCAGUGGGACUAGUGGUGGUGGGACUAGUGGUGGUGGGACUAGUGGCGGUGGGACUGGUGGGACUGGUGGUGGUGGGACUAGUGGCAGUGGGACU
This is a messenger RNA of Halichondria panicea, 1676 nucleotides long. RefSeq names its product collagen alpha-2(I) chain-like. Gene Ontology annotation, cellular component: extracellular matrix. The annotation marks the transcript as partial. Lineage: Eukaryota; Metazoa; Porifera; Demospongiae; Suberitida; Halichondriidae. The transcript has 5 exons. The record is from RefSeq and is a predicted model, not a curated record.